CAAAAAAAUGAAUCUUUUGGCCCUAGUCACUGACCCACCUCUGAGGACUCAGCAGCACCACCCUUGAGCCCCUUUGCUUCCCAGUGCUCUGUCCCGCGUGCCAACCUUCUCUCACCACCACCUUCCGUGGGCCGUUUCCACCAAGGAAAAGGGAUUGUAUCUUAUGUCUGCUAUCUGGAAUCUCCACUCUUUUGGCCCCUUUGCUGAUGCAAGUAAGGGUGAUAAUCUGUUUCCUGCUAAAGAUUAUAUCCAUAAGCAUUCAUCGGAGAAUAGCAGCAGAAAAAUCCAGGGGAUUGCUGAUGCUUAUGAUAAAAAGAAACUAGUGAAGGUCUUUAAGAAGAAAUUUGCCUGUAAUAGUACUAUAAUUGAGCAUCCAGAACAUGGAGAAGUAAUUCAGCUACAGGGUGACCAGCACGAGGACGUAUGCCAACUCAUAGAGAUUGGACUGGCUGAGGACGACCAGCUGAAGGUUCAUGGCUGUAAGUGCUUUUGGCUCACUGAAGCUUUAGUGAGGAUUUCCUCACAAUGAGUAGAAUUUGCCUUCUGUCCUUUGUCACCCGUUUAAAAACCUCACAGCUUAUGUAAUGUAACCAUUUCGGAUCCACUUUUAACUUGGACUAGUGUUACUCCUUCAUGCAAUGAACUGAAAAGAGCCAAAAAGAAAAAAAAAAAGACUGAAUCUCUUAUA
Lynx canadensis (Canada lynx) is the source of this 688-nucleotide messenger RNA. RefSeq names its product eukaryotic translation initiation factor 1-like. The record is from RefSeq and is a predicted model, not a curated record. NCBI's taxonomy places the organism in Eukaryota, Metazoa, Chordata, Mammalia, Carnivora, Felidae. Gene Ontology annotation, molecular function: ribosomal small subunit binding; translation initiation factor activity; RNA binding. Gene Ontology annotation, biological process: translational initiation. Gene Ontology annotation, cellular component: eukaryotic 43S preinitiation complex. The transcript has a single exon. Bases 164 to 529 code for a protein of 121 amino acids.